Protopolystoma xenopodis is the source of this 1424-nucleotide messenger RNA. The record is from the annotation of a GenBank genome assembly. Lineage: Eukaryota; Metazoa; Platyhelminthes; Monogenea; Polystomatidea; Polystomatidae.
GCGGCUCGAUCGAGUGGUCGGCCGGUGGCGAGGCCGACUGCUUGAGGAGGUCAGAGGUCGAGACGCCGACGGACGUGGGAGACUUGAGCUUGCCAAUGUCGGGCAAGAAAGAGGAAGAAGAGACCGACAGUCCGCAUGACUACCUUUCCCACUGCACUUGUUCCCGCCUGCCCUGGCUCAAGACGGACGGUCGUUCGUCUCUCGACCAGGUCAAUCUGUCUCAUUUCUGCGAGUCGGCCACGACCGGAUGGAAUGCUCUCGCCUCGUUGCUUCUGCUUCCUGCCGAGGCGGGCUUCGUCUCAUCGUCUCAAGUCGCCGCGGCCGAAGCAGCGGCUCGGUUUGCGCUGGCACCGACGACGGCGACGGCGAUGGGAGAGCAGGAGGAGGAAAAAAAGGAGGAAAAGGAGGAGGAAGAUGAGGAGGAGGAAGAUGAGGAUGAGGAGGAAGAAGAAGAAGAAGAAGACGACGAGGAGGAAGAGGAGGAAGAGGAAGAGGAGCAGCAAAUGCAAAAUGUCCCAACCACAUUGGCCUCGCCAAACGACGAUUUGCCCGUCAUGCCGUUGACAGAUGCAACCAUGCUGCUGUCCACUUCCUUGGGCGUCUCACAACCGCAUCUGCUUCGUCUACUCGCCAACUGGCGGGCUCUGACCGCCGAUGCCACUCAGCCCGAGGCCUGGACAAGACUCGAACAGGCCCCAAUCGCUACGGCCAGAGUGCCGUCCGACUGGCCUACUCUCUUCCCCUCUUCCUCUUCUUGCUCCUCCUCUUACUCUUCCUCUUCUUCCUCCUCUUGCCUCUCCGCCUACUCCUCCUCUUCUUGCUCAUCUUCCUCCUCCUCCUUCUCUUGUGGCCUCGAGCCGGCGCCUCGGCAGAUGGGCCAAUUGGCCCAAGUGCAACAUUCCCUUUCGCCCGGCCUAUUGCCGCCGGGCACGCCGUCGACGCCGGAAGAGUCGCCGCAGGCCGUCUGGAGCCUGGGCGGACUCGAACAGCGCCUCGACGCACUCACGGCAACCGCUGGCUCGACGGUGGAGGCCAUUCGCCUUCUGGCCCCGGCCACGAUGCAUUUGCUGGCGCAACUUUGUCGCCAAGCCGGAGAGACGCCAGUCUGCGGGUCACAGCGUUUGGCGAACGGUUGCCUUGCGACCGAGACAGCGGAAUCGGACGAGUUGAAAAUGGAGGAGGACAAGGUUGGUGUAGAAUGGUUGUUGUGCUUACUUCCAUUUCCGGUGAAAGUGUUGCGUGAAGAGAUUUGCAGGUCGAUUCCACCAGAAGACGACGCCGAUUGGCUCUACUCGAACAUUCAUGCUGACGCUGUUUCCGAGGCAGUCUCCUUCGAUUCCGGUGAAAAGAAGGUAAGCUUUCGUCCGUCAUAUGACGGACAUCAUCAGAGCGAGGUAUCAUCGUCACAACAAAAUUCAAGCUAA